Molecule: messenger RNA, 571 nt
Organism: Sinocyclocheilus rhinocerous
Lineage: Eukaryota; Metazoa; Chordata; Actinopteri; Cypriniformes; Cyprinidae
Product: armadillo repeat-containing protein 7-like
Exons: 4
Coding region: 1-543 (180 amino acids)
Molecular function (GO): protein binding
Source: RefSeq, a predicted model, not a curated record
AUGAAAUACUUGCAGGGUCUGGUCACAGAGUUUCAGGACACUGACAGUGAGGAGGCUAAAGAGCAAGUGCUGGCAAACCUGGCCAACUUUGCCUAUGAUCCAUCCAACAUGGAAGCACUGCGAUUGCUCCAGAUCACUGAGCUCUUCCUGGACGUGCUGACAGAAGAGAAUGAGAAUUUUGUGGAGUUUGGAAUUGGUGGUUUGUGUAACCUCAGCAUGGAGCGGGAGUCCCGUGAUCAGAUCCUGCAAAGUGGCGGAGUCCCAUUAGUGAUAUCCUGCCUGUCGAGUAACAGAGAUGAGACGGUUCUCUCUGCCAUCACUACAUUAAUGAACCUGACCACAGCAGCCUCGCGCGCUGAGACCACAGACGGUGCUGUGGUGCAGUGCAUGCUGCGCUUCUCCCUCACACAGAACCCGCGCCUCAGGAACCUGGCGUCGGUCUUCCUGCAGGACUACUGCACACAGCAACAAGUGGACAGAGCUCAAGAGGAAAUGCAGGGACAAAGCCAAUCAGCGGUGGGGAUUCCACUGCCAAAGGACUGAACACUUGAUUUUGAUCUUGUAGUUGUUC